AUGAAUGCCUCAGGCAUUAUUUGCCUAUCAGUACGGAAUUUCAUAAAACGUACAAUUCAAGAAAAAGAAUUAUAUAUUAAAACUGCGAAAGGUCUUGCAAAAUAUGACGAUUUGGAGAAAGAAAUAUUCGUUCAACACGGCUAUCAUAUAAAACAUUGCGAAGAACCUUUCCCUAUAUUAGAGCAAUUGAAAAAGCAAACAUGUGCCGAGGUUUAUACAGACUGGUUUAAAGUUGCAAAAAAAUACGAUCCAAACUUAAAGCCACCUGAAGAAAUUCCACAGUCAUAUCGAGAUAUGUUCACGAUGAAUGGUCAUGCAAUCGCUACGAAACAUUAUUUCGACGAUAGAGGAGUUUCUGUUAUACCUAUUUGGACUGAAAUGUUUAUUGCUGAACUUCUCAAAAAUCAUCCAUAUUUGUACAAAAGCUAUGGAGAUGAAGGAAAGGCUGUACAUGUGGCGACAAAAGCUUUCUCGGUUCAAGACAAAGUUGGCUUAGUAAUUGGAUCAAUUAGCCCAUGGGUAGAAGUUAUGUGUCUUAGAAAUGGCGCUAAAAAAGUGAUUACCGUUGAUUACUACAAUUUAACAAUUCGACAUCCACAAAUGCAAUAUUAUCAUGCAUUACAAUUAGCGAAAAAUUGGGCAAAUUAUUCGGAGGCUUUCGAUUUUAUUGUCACAUUUUCCAGUAUCGAACAUAGCGGUCUUGGACGAUUCGGCGAUCCGAUAGAUCCGCUAGGAGAUAUACGAGAAAUGCGGAAAAUUCGAUGUUUGCUAAAUAACAAUGGUUUUUUAUUCUUAGGUAUUCCGAUUGGUGUGGAUCGAAUUCAUUUUAAUGCAGAUAGAGUAUAUGGACAAAUACGAUUAGCAAUGCUUCUUGAAGGUUUUAAAAUAAUUGGCAUUUUUUUACAUGAAGAAAUAGUCGAGAUGAAAAAUAUAAAAUUUGGAUUUGAACCUCGUCAAUAUUUAUUCGUAUUAAAAAAAACACCUAUUUGA
Messenger RNA from Dracunculus medinensis (Guinea worm), 990 nucleotides. Lineage: Eukaryota; Metazoa; Nematoda; Chromadorea; Rhabditida; Dracunculidae. The record is from the annotation of a GenBank genome assembly.